Molecule: messenger RNA, 519 nt
Organism: Symbiodinium pilosum
Lineage: Eukaryota; Dinophyceae; Suessiales; Symbiodiniaceae
Source: the annotation of a GenBank genome assembly
ACCAUGACUACCUCCCGAUCUGGCUGGGGGUCAGAGUCGAGUAACCGACGGCCCUUGAGCCCAGAGGAGCAGCAGUCAGAGCGAGAGCGGAUGCAUGACAUGGUCCGGGAGUUCGCCAAGCACGUCGUAAAAGGCAUGCAUGGCCAUCUUCUGAUCCCUGGCGGCGCCUUGCACCCGUGCACCUACGCCUUUGACAAGGCACUACGCGUCUUCACCGUUCAGGUGGAUGGCGAACCAACGCUUCAGUUUGAGCUCGCGCAGGUCGUCGAGGUUAAGAAGGACCUUCGAGGUACACCCUUCGCCGCGCUAAUGGACUUACCUCCGCCCCAUGCUGUCUCGGGUGAGCAGCUGAAGAAGCGAGCCGUCUCCCUCUUCUAUCGGUCCCAGAAGCAGGACCAAGAAGUGCUGGUACUGCUUUUGCCACAGCAGUAUGAGCAAGAGCGCUUCUAUGUGUGCAUGAAAAUUCUGAGGUGGGCUUUGGAGAUCGAGAUGAAGCCGCGAAUGAACGCUGACAUCUGA